Messenger RNA from Vigna unguiculata (cowpea), 1632 nucleotides. RefSeq lists its product as uncharacterized. NCBI's taxonomy places the organism in Eukaryota, Viridiplantae, Streptophyta, Magnoliopsida, Fabales, Fabaceae. The record is from RefSeq and is a predicted model, not a curated record.
GUGUUAUCAUCUUCUAUGCCGUUUCCACAUUCAAAAAAUGUGCAGGCAAAGUGCAAAAUGUUAGUAAAUUCUGUUGACGCAUGGGAUGUUGUACUUCAAGCCUGGGAGAAUGUCAUGGACUGUGAAGAUGAAUUAAAGUUUAAGGAGUGUGUUCAUCGUCUUCAGGUUGUUUGCCAGCCGUGGCCUGUAUUCUUUGAAUAUGUUAACGACUCGUGGAUCAUUCCUUAUAAGAAAUUCUUUGUGAAGGCAUGGACGAACAAAGUUAUGCAUUUGGGGAAUACAACAUCAAACAGGGUUGAGUCUGCUCACUGGAGUCUGAAGAAAGUUCUUGGAAGUAGUAUGGGAGACCUUUGUUCGUGUUGGGAUGGAAUUCACAACGUUAUUAUCUUGCAACACAAUGAAAUUAAGGCGUCUUUUGAAAGAAGUAUAAAUCUGAUCAGUGACUCUUACAAGGCAUUGAGUUAUAGAAGAUUAGUGGGGAAUAUUUCUAGAUGUGCCUUAGAACUCCUUGCUCCAGAAUUGGAAAGAGUAAAGAAGAUUGGAUUCGAUAGUAGUCGUUGUGGCUGCAUUCUCAGACAAACUUAUGGUCUACCAUGUGCGUGUGAAUUAGCACGAUAUGAUCCUGGGAUUAUUCCUCUCCAAGAAAUUCAUGUCAUGUGGACUAGGUUGAGCUUCUCCAAUGUCUCGUCUUCACAAACUGAAGGGCAAUUAUCUAUUCAGAGGGAGGUUGAUCUACUGCUUAAUCUUUUCAAAGAAGUUGAUAUUGCAGGAAAAGUGACCAUAAAACAUAAAUUACUUGACAUAGUUAGCCCUUCCAUGACAUCGAUGUUACCACCACCGACUAAAGUUAAGACGAAAGGUGCAGCUAAGAGUCAUAGAUCAAAGAAGUCAACCAAACGUGAUCCCUCCUAUUUUGAGCAUGUGGACGCCUCCAUAGAGUCCUCAAGACAAGACACAUUUGUUGCAAAAACAGAAAACAAGGCGAAGAGCAAACGUGUUAUUGAAGAGAAAGUAAUACCCAUGCUAGAACAGUUCAAUCCUGUUUUUCAUCCAUAUAUACUGGAUGUUGUCGAUGUUGUGGCGGACGGUCAUUGUGGAUAUAGAUGCAUUGCUGCAUUGUUGGGUAUGGGUGAGGAGUCGUGGCCUCUAAUCAGACAUGAUCUAUACAAAGAACUUAGCCAAUGGCGAGAUGAAUAUGCAACGUUAGUUGGAGGCUAUGAUCGUCUGGAAGAACUGAGAAAGUCUUUGCUAGUUCAAUCACCAUCAGGGGCUAAUCGAGACAAGUGGAUGACUAUACCAGACAUGGGGUAUGCGAUUGCUAAUCGGUAUAAUGUAAUCCUCGUGUGCUUGUCAUCAGUUCAGAAUUUGACUAUAUUCCCACUUCGUACAUCCCCACCUACUUCGCAAAGUCAACAUCGACUAAUUUGUAUCGGACAUGUUUACAAUUCUCAUUUUGUUCAGGUUCGUCUACAAGAAGGCUGUCCAUUACCGACAGUGGAUAUCAUAUCAUCUAGCAAUUGUUACCCAAAGGCAAAAGGGUGGGCAUCAUUUUAUAGAGAUAGGAUGCAAGCAUUCCUAGAUUUACACAUAGUGGAUCGUAGUUAUGUAGAUCUCAUGGAAGACUAAUAUUUG